Messenger RNA from Echinostoma caproni, 1194 nucleotides. The record is from the annotation of a GenBank genome assembly. NCBI's taxonomy places the organism in Eukaryota, Metazoa, Platyhelminthes, Trematoda, Plagiorchiida, Echinostomatidae.
AUGAUGCUUUCUAGCGAUCAAGCCAUUCGGCCGGAUGCUUUGCAGUUCUCACGAAUCCCCUACUUCGAGGACGGAUCCAUGUCAGUCCUGCGAAGUAUUGACAACAUGUAUCAACUGGACAAUUUGGCGCGAUCUCAAUUCUACAAAUCGUUACCGUCCACCAUUCAUCUUUUGCCCAAACGACUCUGUCUGUAUCGAGUAUUUCCGCAGAUCACGGAAGAUUUCUCUAAUCCUCAUAUGGUCCCAUUUAUCCUCCCACCGGUGUUACUCAUCAUGGAGAUGGUCACUCAGGCAGAGUUUGUGCAGUACAUGCUUCCACGACUGACCCCUAUUUUCGCGAUGAAAGAACCCAUUCAGAUCACCUUGGUGCUGCUGCAAAACUUACGUGUAUUGGUCGAGAAAUUUCCAGCCAACGAAUUUCGUACACACGUCCUUCCAAUGUUACACUCCGCUUUGGACACAGACAAUAGAACUGUGCAGGUUAGUGCACACUUUCCCGCUGCCCGUCUAUUUGGUGUUCGUGUCUACAUUCUGGCACUCUGUGCUGACAAUGCGGUUCACAAAUUUUCGGAAUUUGAUGUACUCAAUCACUUCCCGUUCAUGGAAUUGUGUCUCCGCUCUUUACCGUCUAUCAGUCAGAUGAUGGAAUUGACUACAUUAAAAAAUGCCGUCCUUCCGCGCAUUCAGAAACUGUUCUUCCGAUCCGAUCUGCUCACCACGCGUAUCAAUUGUCUGAUUUGUCUCGGAAAAUUGUUAGAUCAUUUGGACAAAUGGAUGGUCAUGGACGAAGUUGUCCCGUUCUUGCAACAAAUCAAAUCUCGUGAACCAAGCAUUCUGAUGGCCAUUCUGGGCAUCUACCGGCUCGCGUUAAGUCAUGAAAAGCUGGGCAUCAGUCGGGAGAACCUCGCCACGCGUGUACUACCUCAUGUGAUCCCGCUGUCUGUGGAAGGCACCCUGAAUCUCAAACAGUACAAUGCCUUUGCAGCUCUGAUUCGAGACAUGUGCACGCAGUUGGAGCGGGAACAACGCGCCAAAUUGGAACAAAUGCACGGUGUUACUGAGGAGCCUAACUCAGACGUUUGGCGUUCACUGCAAACAGUUGACCAUCGUCACCAUCAAUUGAAAGGACAUUUUACUGUCAAAUAUUAUCAUCAAGGAUUAGAAGAGCAUCGCGAGUUGUUCCUGAAAGAUUAA